UCCACAAUGUAUUUUGAUAGACCGUUAAUUACACAUGUUUUUACCCCUGUUCUUACACCGUUUGAGAUGUGGUUUCUCGUGUUUUAGACCGAUUUCACGCUAGGUUGUGCUUGUUUGUGAUAUUUCAGGUCCUGGCAAGUGAAUGAAGGUUUAGGAGCGAGCUCAGGGUCGAUUGGGCGAAGAUCGGGCGCGAGGCAAGUCACAAAGGAGGCCACACGGGCACACCCACAAAUCACACGGCCGUGCAACUCAUAUUUCUGGUCGUGUGAGAUUGUGCGAGAGCAAACACGGCCUGCCCUGAAAACACACACGGCCGUGUGAAGGAGUGGCUUGGCCGUGCGAGUUUUGCCGAGAGCAAACACGGGCAGAUGGAAGCCACACACGGCCGUGCCACUCUGGCCGUGUGAGAAGCCCUGGAAUUCGACUAAGUGAUACGGUGCGUUUUGCCUCACACGGGCAACUGGGUAGGCCACAUGGCCGUGUGGCCCUGCCCGUGUGAGUCGGGAUUUCCUGGUUUUAAGCCAAAUUCCGAACCAAAGAGGAGGAGAGCUGGGUUGUUGGAUCCCAAACACCCAAGGGACGAACCAAAGAGAGAGAGGGCGAUUUGAGGGCAUUCUUGGAGUAGAGAAGGAGGAUUUCUUCGCCUUGGAAGCUUGAGGAACAAGCCCGGACUUGAAGACUGAUCAUCUGAAGAUUCUUACGGCAGUCUCUCUCUUCUCUAUGGAGUAACUUCCCUUCACUUAGGUUUUGAGGAACCCUAGCUAUGUUUGUUUGAUUGGAUGAUUGUAUGAGUACUCUGACUUGAUAAUCUUGAGUUCAUAUUCAAUCUAUGCAUGUUUUCAUGAUUCAAUUCUGCUUUAGUCGAGAUUAUUGAUUCUGCUUUGAUCCUAUGAGAGGGAAUACCUGAUUAGGUCAAUAGAGCACCAUAGAUUGAUAGUAGUGGAUCGAUUGCUUUAGUCAAGGGUUGAUUCACUGCUUUGUAUCGAUUGAGAACCUCUUUCGAUAGAGGGAGUCUAGUUCAGAAUGCCUUGAUCAGUUGUUCUAGAGAAGGAUACGCCCCUCUAGGCAAUUGACUCAAGAGGGCCUUGUUCCUUUAGUCGAGACUCAAGGUCUAGUCAAGGAUUCUCCGCAUUGUGAAUGAAAGUGAAACAGGUUAGAGAUCAUCAAUCAUUAAUCUGGCUAGUGGCUAGGGGGAAUCAUACCUAAGUGAGUUCCCAACCUGUAAUUAGAUUAACUUUAACUGUAGUUUGCUAGAGUAGUUUUAGUUCUUUCAUCUUAAUCUGAUUUGCUAAAUAAUAAACUGAAGCUGAGUAAUAGUAACUCUAGAGACCCGUGGAUUCGAUAUUUAUCACUUGAGCCACUAUACUGCAGUCCCUUUCAUUGGUUACACUUGGCCUUUGUUAGGUGUUGUGUUUUAGAGCAUCAAUUUUUUGGCGCCGUUGCCGGGGACUUUCUAGAGUAUUAGGAAAGGCAGAAGUUUGUUACUUUAGCAUUUUUCUUUUCUUUUCCACCCUUGCUUUUCACUUGGGUGUUUUUGUUUUUGUUGGUGCAGAUCUGAAUCAUGGAUCCUAAUGGCUUCUCCAAUCAUUGGGGGUAUCCACCACCACCUGAGUGGUAUUACCCCGAGACUCCCUGGAGCAAUCAAGGAAGAGAAGACUAUGGAUUCGGGUUCCAGUACCAACCCCCUUACUACGGAGAACAACCGGAUCCCUGGGCAUAUCAAGAACAACCUCAUUACCAAGAAGAAUUUUUCCCACAACCAGAGGGGCCAUUGGAGCUGGAGUUACCCAUGGCGGCCUUCACGGGCCAUUCUGCAGAGCCAUGCUACACUCCACAGCCAGAUCCACACUAUGAAUUGAGACUUCUCAUGGAGCAGUUUGCUCGAGACUGUGAUAGAACAUGCUCCAGGAUGGAUCAUUGUGUCCAGGCCUAUCGUGAAACAGAGGAGAUCCUCCUGAGCCUUAAGAAGAGCGUCGAUGAUCUUGAGCGAUCUUGGGCACAGCCUGCUCCAGAUCACCCUUCUGCUACCAUACAAGAAGAGGAGGAGGAAGAAGAAGGCUACAAGGACAUUGUGGAGCACACUGAAGUUGUCACGGAGAGCUCCCGUGAUGAUCAUGAUCAGGAGUGUCCUGUCAUAGCCGACCACACCUUCCCACACCCCAAACUGCGCUUUGAAGAGGCGGGCAUGAGUGAGGAGUUGCAAGAAGAUCUCAUGAAAGAAAUUGCUUGGCAACUUGCUCUCCAAUCCGUGCUAGAAGAAGAAGAGCAACAAAGGGUGCAGAAAGAAGUUGUGGAGGAUGACGAAAGUGAAGCAGGAGGAGUUCUUGAUCAUUUCCCAGGGGUGAUACCACAUGAAAAAGAAAGGGGGGUUGAAGAAGCAAUUGGCGUCCAGGCUGAGGACGGAGUUAAGGUGGAAGAGGCCUGCACCGGCCAUGAGUUACAUGUGAUAUCUCCACCAAACUUCGAGGAACUGCUUAGCAAGGACCCAUUUGCAGUGUCUCUUUGCCAGACCAAGGCCACCUCGACAUCGGUCCCUCUUGGUGGACGCGAUGGUGGCCAAUCGAUGCUGUCAUAUCUGGUUUAGGGCAAUGAGACGAGAGAAGAGAAGGAGAGGUCUCGAGGGUGGAGACUUCAUCUGCAUCAAGUACAUGAGCCUUCAUUACCUGCCACACCACAUGCUCGUGACUUGAGACUCCACCUCAUCGACGAGAACCUCAACUUCAAGGAGGUUCUAGCAUGGACCGAAACUUAGGAGCCAUCGUCCGGCUCACAACGUGAAAGAAGCGCUUGUUGGGAGGCAACCCAACCAGUCGGUUUGCAUUUCUGUCUCUAUUUCUCCUCGGUUGAGUCAGUUUUGCUAUUUGAUUUUAGAGUCAAUAACUCAACCUUUGUGAG
Molecule: messenger RNA, 2895 nt
Organism: Linum trigynum
Lineage: Eukaryota; Viridiplantae; Streptophyta; Magnoliopsida; Malpighiales; Linaceae
Source: the annotation of a GenBank genome assembly